AUGGCAACGGAAAACAGCAACAUCACCUGGCACCCGUCGCUGUCGCGCGCCGAGCGCGAGGGGUUCCGCAAGCAGAAGGGCUUCACGCUGUGGUUCACGGGCCUGUCGGCAUCGGGCAAGUCGACGGUGGCCACGGCGCUCGAGCAGCACCUGCUGCACCUGGGGCUGGCCGCCUACCGCCUCGACGGCGACAACGUCCGCUUCGGGCUCAACAAGGACCUGGGCUUCUCCGACAAGGACCGCACUGAGAACAUACGGAGGAUCGGCGAGGUCGCCAAGCUCUUCGCCGACUCCUCCACUAUCGCCCUGACCUCCUUCAUCUCGCCCUUCAAGGCGGACCGACAGCUGGCGCGCGACCUGCACAACGCCACCACGGCCACCGACAAGGACCCGAUCCCGUUCGUCGAGGUCUACGUCGACGUGCCCGUGGCCGUGGCCGAGCAACGCGACCCCAAGGGCCUGUACAAGAAGGCGCGCGCGGGCGAGAUCAAGGAGUUCACCGGCAUCAGCUCGCCGUACGAGGCCCCCGAUUCCCCUGAAAUCGUCAUCAGGACCCACGAGCGCAGCGUCGAGGAGUGCGUUGCUGAUAUUGUUGCUUGGCUCGAGGCCAAGGACCUCAUUCCUACCAAGACUACCUAG
This is a messenger RNA of Anthostomella pinea, 639 nucleotides long. Lineage: Eukaryota; Fungi; Ascomycota; Sordariomycetes; Xylariales; Xylariaceae. The record is from the annotation of a GenBank genome assembly.